Paramecium primaurelia is the source of this 1067-nucleotide messenger RNA. NCBI's taxonomy places the organism in Eukaryota, Ciliophora, Oligohymenophorea, Peniculida, Parameciidae. The record is from the annotation of a GenBank genome assembly.
AUUUAAUUAAUGAAAAGAAUCCUAAUCUGUUUGCUUUUCAUAUCUUUAAUAUCUUGUAAGGCUAUCAAUCACCUUGAAAAUACAGUUAAAAAGGAUGAUAGUAAGAAAGAAGAACCAAAAAAGGAAGAAAAGAAAGAUGAAAAGAAAGAAGAACCAAAAAAAGAUGAGAAGAAAGAUGAAAAAAAAGAAGAGCCUAAAAAGGAUGAGAAGAAGGAUGAAAAGAAAGAUGCGAAGAAGGAUGAGAAGAAAGAUGAGAAGAAAGAUGAGAAGAAAGAAGAAAAGAAGGACGAGAAGAAAGAUGAAAAAAAGAAAGAAGAGAAGAAAGACGAAAAGAAGGAUGAGAAGAAAGAUGAAAAGAAGGGUGAAAAGAAAGAAGAAAAGAAAGAUGAGAAGAAAGAUGAAAAGAAAGAUGAAAAAAAGGAUGAGAAGAAAGAAGAAAAGAAGAAAGAUGAAAAGAAAGAUGAGAAGAAAGAUGAAAAGAAGAAAGACGAAAAGAAAGAUGAGAAGAAGGAUGAGAAGAAAGAUGAGAAGAAAGAUGAAAAAAAGGAUGAGAAGAAAGAAGAAAAGAAGAAAGAUGAAAAGAAAGAUGAGAAGAAAGAUGAAAAGAAAGAUAAGAAGGAUGAAAAAAAGGAUGAGAAGAAAGAUGAAAAGAAAGAGAAGGAUGAGAAGAAAGAUGAAAAAAAAGACAAGAAGGAUGAGAAAAAAGAUGAAAAGAAAGAGGAAAAGAAAGAAAAGAAGGAUGAGAAAAAAGAGGAAAAGAAAAAAAAUGAACCAAAAGAAAGCCCUGAAGAAAAAAAAUUCAGAUCAUGCAUUGAAGAUAAAUGCGAAUCAUAAGCUAAAGGUUGUGACAAGAGUUGUAACUAAAAAUUAGAAUCAUGCAAGGAUGUAGUUUAUGUUGCUGGAUAUCAAGCUGUAAGGCUCUUAAUAUUAUAUUUUUAGUAUUUGGAUUGCAUUAAUGAAAGUAAGCCUGCUGUUGCCCUACUUGAAUGUGUUUAAUCUAAGUGCUUGUAGUGAAAAUAAUUCUACAUUUAAAAUAUUCAUAUAUUAUAUUUAAGAAAACAUAAGCU